AACGGAGGGGCUGCAAAAAACUGUACAACCCAACCAUCCACUAAGUUCAAACUUGUCGCUCUCCUUGGUCUUGGAUCUGAGUUCUUUCAUCUGUGCGAUCUCUCGACAUGGUGAGCGAAAACCCUUUCAAUCGGAUACUCAAGGCACUCGAGAAACCUGGUGGCGGUGAAUUCGGAAAAUACUACAGCUUGCCGGCUCUCAAUGAUCCUCGAAUUGAUAAGCUGCCAUAUUCAAUCAGGAUUCUUCUAGAAUCAGCCAUUCGUAACUGUGAUGAGUUCCAGGUCAAGAGUAACGAUGUGGAAAAGAUCAUUGACUGGCAGAACACUGCCCCAAAACUUGUUGAAAUACCAUUCAAGCCUGCUAGAGUACUGCUACAGGAUUUUACUGGUGUUCCUGCUGUUGUUGAUCUUGCAUGUAUGCGUGAUGCCAUGAACAAUCUUGGAGGAGAUUCGAGCAAAAUUAACCCAUUGGUUCCAGUUGAUCUUGUCAUUGAUCACUCAGUUCAGGUGGAUGUGGCCAGGACGGAAAAUGCAGUGCAGUCAAACAUGGAACUCGAGUUUCAAAGAAACAAAGAAAGAUUUGCUUUUCUCAAGUGGGGUUCAAACGCAUUUGACAACAUGCUAGUUGUUCCUCCAGGAUCUGGUAUAGUCCACCAGGUCAAUUUGGAAUACCUUGGGAGAGUUGUGUUCAAUACCAACGGCUUGCUUUACCCUGAUAGUGUUGUUGGGACCGAUUCACACACAACUAUGAUAGAUGGUCUGGGUGUUGCUGGUUGGGGAGUUGGUGGGAUUGAAGCUGAAGCCACAAUGCUUGGCCAGCCCAUGAGCAUGGUUCUUCCUGGUGUUGUUGGAUUUAAGCUGUCAGGAAAGCUAAGAAAUGGUGUCACAGCUACUGACUUGGUUUUGACAGUGACUCAGAUGCUAAGGAAGCUUGGGGUUGUUGGCAAGUUUGUUGAGUUCUAUGGUGAAGGCAUGAGUGAAUUGUCAUUAGCUGACCGUGCCACCAUUGCCAACAUGUCUCCUGAGUAUGGUGCCACCAUGGGAUUCUUUCCUGUGGAUCAUGUCACACUACAAUACCUAAGACUGACCGGGAGAAGUGAUGAAACUGUAUCUAUGAUCGAGUCGUACUUAAGGGCCAACAAAAUGUUUGUUGACUACACUGAGUCACAGACAGAUAGAGUUUAUUCCGCUUAUCUAGAAUUGCAGCUCGAGGAAGUAGAACCCUGUGUAUCAGGGCCGAAGAGGCCACAUGAUCGUGUUCCUUUGAAAGAAAUGAAAUCUGAUUGGCAUUCAUGCUUGGACAGUAGGGUGGGUUUUAAGGGUUUUGCAGUGCCAAAGGAAGCUCAGAGCAAGGUUGCAGAGUUUGAUUUUCUUGGGACUCGUGCACAACUUAGACACGGGGAUGUUGUCAUAGCAGCUAUUACAAGUUGCACAAAUACCUCAAACCCUAGUGUAAUGCUUGGAGCUGCACUGGUUGCAAAGAAAGCUUGUGAACUAGGCUUGGAGGUUAAACCAUGGAUUAAGACAAGUCUAGCUCCAGGAUCUGGUGUUGUCACAAAAUACCUACAAAAGAGUGGCUUGCAGAAGUAUUUGAAUCAGCUUGGGUUUCACAUUGUUGGGUAUGGAUGCACAACUUGCAUUGGCAACUCGGGAGAUAUUCAUGAAGCUGUAGCAGCAGCUAUUACUGAAAAUGAUUUGGUGGCUGCUGCAGUGUUAUCCGGGAACAGGAAUUUCGAGGGUAGGGUGCAUCCAUUGACUAGGGCAAAUUAUUUGGCUUCCCCUCCGCUUGUGGUUGCAUAUGCCCUUGCUGGAACAGUUGACAUUGACUUUGAAACCGAACCAAUUGGCGUAGGAAAGGAUGGGAAGGAGAUCUUUUUCAGAGACAUUUGGCCAUCCACGGAGGAAGUUGCCGAUGCUGUACAAUCAAACGUGUUGCCUGAUAUGUUUAAGGCUACAUACGAAGCAAUCACCAAAGGAAACCCAAUGUGGAACGACUUGUCAGUAUCUGCAAGGAGUCUCUACGCUUGGGAACCAACAUCGACAUACAUCCACGAGCCACCUUACUUCAAGGGCAUGACCAUGUCUCCUCCUGGGCCCCACUGUGUGAGAGAUGCUUACUGUCUGCUCAAUUUUGGAGAUAGCAUUACGACAGAUCACAUCUCUCCUGCCGGUAGCAUUCACAAAGACAGCCCUGCAGCUGCAUACCUUAUGGAGCGUGGGGUCGAUCGAAGAGACUUCAAUUCCUACGGCAGCCGACGUGGUAAUGAUGAGGUGAUGGCUAGGGGUACAUUCGCCAAUAUUCGCAUCGUCAACAAGUUCCUAGCCGGACAAGUUGGUCCUAACACCAUCCAUAUUCCCUCUGGUCAGAAGCUCUCCGUCUUUGAUGCUGCCAUGGUAAGUAAGAAUUUCUUAAAACCUUGCCCUACUAGUUGCCAAUUGGAGCUAAUGCGGUACAAGAGUGAAGGGAAAGACACCAUCAUUUUGGCUGGUGCAGAGUAUGGAAGUGGAAGUUCUCGGGAUUGGGCUGCAAAGGGUCCAAUGCUUUUGGGUGUGAAAGCUGUAAUUGCAAAGAGUUUCGAGAGGAUUCACCGCAGCAACUUGGUGGGGAUGGGUAUCAUCCCAAUGUGCUUCAAGACAGGAGAGGAUGCAGAUACACUUGGCUUAACUGGCCAUGAACAUUACACCAUCGAGCUCCCAAGCAGCAUCAGUGAGAUCAGACCUGGUCAAGAUGUGAAGGUGACAACAGAUGAUGGCAAGUCUUUCACAUGCACAUUACGUUUUGAUACAGAGGUGGAACUUGAAUAUUUCAACCACGGAGGAAUACUGCAGUACGUGAUCAGGAACUUGAUUGGCUCAAAUCAGUGAAAUGGUGAGGAAUUUCACUACAACGAGAGUGAGAGUGAGCAUGCAUGCUUGCUUGAGAUGUUGGUUGUCCAUUGAAAUCAGCUAUCUGCUCCUACAUUUCUCUCCAGAGUGCGACGGACGUGCUUGGGAUGCAGAUACACAGUUGUUUCAUUGCUGGGAUUCGUGAUUGCAUUUGUUUCACUUUUAUUGAACGAUAAUAAGUGAACAAACAUUUCCCAAUUUUUUUUUUUUGUUUCAAUCUUUUGGAAACGUAGGGAAUUCUCAAAUUAAGGUGAUAUUUGCGAUACGAGUCGGACAAUUAUGAUUGAUAUUUUUAGUGAAAUUAAACAAAGACCUCACUGUCUGUUAAAAGUGCUACUAUUUUCUCUGAAGGAAAAAGGGCGAUCAAAAUUUCCUUCA
This is a messenger RNA of Linum tenue, 3263 nucleotides long. The record is from the annotation of a GenBank genome assembly. Lineage: Eukaryota; Viridiplantae; Streptophyta; Magnoliopsida; Malpighiales; Linaceae.